Molecule: messenger RNA, 2377 nt
Organism: Oryza sativa Japonica Group (Japanese rice)
Lineage: Eukaryota; Viridiplantae; Streptophyta; Magnoliopsida; Poales; Poaceae
Source: RefSeq, a predicted model, not a curated record
UUCGUUGCUUCUCCUCUCCGAUUCUCUCUUGCUUUCCUUCCCUUUCCCUGUCGCGAGCUUACGCGUCGUUGUCCCGCGGGGGCGGAGAGAGAAAUCCCCACUCUCACUCCAUCCACCUAGUCUAAUCCAGCUUGCUGCCGCUGCUGCUGUUGCUGCUGCGUCACCUCAGUACCUCACCUCAUCUCAUCCAUCGUUUGCUCCGUUUCUGUGGGAUUUCCACCGGCUGAUUCUCUCGCCCUCCUCCCAUAAAGCGACCGGUGGUUCGCACCGGACGGAUGCCCCAAUCUUUGCAUCGAGGGGCAACGAAGCGAGGUCACGGAUGCGGGCGAUGCCACCGCCGUCUUCUUGUCCCUAGAUCCAUCAAGUGACCAGUUCUCUGAUCAGUGAGAAUAAUGGCCGCUGCUGAAGCAAGGGCUGCUUGGCAGCGUGCUGCAAACCGUUGCAUCGUUCAGGAGGAUAGAAAAAGAGCACCAAAACUAGCCUGCUGUCCACCAUCAUCAGAACAGCAGCAUGUCAAAAGCAAUGGAAAUUGUAGGAAUUCUGAAGACCGCCCUGUGCCCAAUUUCAUGCCAUUGAGCUGGAAUCCCAUGAACUCCAGUCUGCCACCUGAUAUUAGAUGGUGGCUUCAGUUACAACCAAAUUUAGGAGGGCAGAAGAAUCUUGCAGGUGAGCACCUAUAUUUUCUGGGAAGAGAGAUCAGUGAUAAGGAAGUGGAGGAUUCAGCACAAAAGAAUAUACACGACGAACCAUUAUUUUGUGAAAUGUUCGACACCAAUCCUGAGAAGAUUGAGGAUGUUUUUGAGCCUUCGUGGAUGGUUUCCACAGCUUCCAUGAAGUAUUCUUCUGAAACAGGCUUACAAGACUUGAAAAAUAUAGGUGGCUAUUCCCAAGUUCCUUCGAAGUGCAAAGAAAAUGCCAGUGACUGUUUGUUCAAUGAUAAAGAAUUCCUGGAUUUCAAAAAUUUUAACCCACCACCGUCGAAGAACCCACAGAAGGACGAUUUUGAUAUGAAUGCGCCUUGGAAAGGAGGUGAAAGGAGUCAACCAUGGUGGCAGAUCACUGAUGAGAAUGAGCUGGCUUUACUGGUUGCAGAAAGAGCAAUGCAGCAUAUUGAGAAUUGCGAUUUACCAAGACCUACCCAGAUAGUUCGUGUUCAGGGUACUGAAUCACGCAGUCAUGAAAAUAUGGGUAGGUACAGGGGGUCAUCAGGUCCAGCAGGUACAAUGUCAUAUCCUGAUACUGGACAAUGUGAACAUAUUGAAUGCAGUUACAGCACAGCAAGCACAGAUGAGGUGGAUUUAACCAGUGAUGGAGUUUGGCAACAGCAGGAAAGAAAUGUUGCACGCAGUGAUGCACAAGAUUUUUCUAGGGGCAUCAAUACAGAACCACGAGGCAAGCGAACAUACCAGAAUCCUGCAGAGCAAGCUCAACUUUUGGAGGCACUUUGUCACUCGCAAACACGGGCGAGGGAAGCUGAGAUGGCUGGGAAGAAAGCACAAAGUGAAAAAGACGAUGUCAUCAAGCUAUUUUUCAGACAGGCCUCGCAUCUCUUUGCGUGCAAACAAUGGCUGAAAAUGUUACAGUUGGAGAACAUCUGCCUCCAGCUUAAACACAGAGAGCAUCAGAUAGCAACCAUGAUACCUGAUAUUCCAUGGAUUACACUAAAGAAAAGGACUACACCAGAUCAUGAGAAAGAAGAUUGGACAAGGAAGAAAGGCAGAAGGCAUAAAAAUGCAGGGAGUUUCUGUGACGCGCUCUUAUUUGCCGUUGGUUUAGGUCUUGCAGGUGCAGGGCUGCUUCUUGGCUGGACAUUUGGGUGGCUUCUGGCCAAGUUCUGAAGUUGCCCAUAGUUUUCAACUGAGACUAGCUUAGCUAGCUAGGCAUGUAUUUUGCUGUGCGCCUGUAUGUGAUGAUUCAUAGAUGAAAUCUCCAGGUAUACUCUCCAUAUUGGAGUGAGAUGGCGAAAUUUUAGACCCAAGAAUAUGUUCGUUUGGAAGCUCUGCUAGUUAGAAGACACGAAUGUAUAGGGAGCAUUUGUUGCAAAUUUGCAAUUUGUAAAUAUGGGAGGAGGACGUCUGUGAAUGCUUGUACAUACUGAUCAGUAGAGAAAAAAUGUCAUCGGACUUCUUCAACAGUACUCCCUCCGUCCCAAAAAGAAUUAAGAGGGGAUAAGAAUUAAGAGGGGAUGUGAUCUCUCCUAGGUUGAUCUCCAGGUUGAUGUAUGUGUUUUUGGGACGGAGGGAGUAUCUCCACCUGUACCUAUUAUUUGGAAAAUUAGCAGCGUUACUGCAGAUUGUGUUUUUCAAAACAGGGAACUACCAAGCGGCAGUUCUGUCUGUUUUUCAGUGAAUUGCAGGUUAUGUGUUUUUCAGUGCAA